This is a messenger RNA of Gossypium arboreum, 1823 nucleotides long. Its product is annotated as WAT1-related protein At5g47470-like. Gene Ontology annotation, molecular function: transmembrane transporter activity. The transcript is spliced from 7 exons. The record is from RefSeq and is a predicted model, not a curated record. Lineage: Eukaryota; Viridiplantae; Streptophyta; Magnoliopsida; Malvales; Malvaceae. Bases 509 to 1567 code for a protein of 352 amino acids. Gene Ontology annotation, cellular component: plasma membrane.
CCAUAAUUACACCUAACCAUAAAGUGAAAUCAUGAAUCAUACCAAAAUGUAUGUUGCAUUAACUGUAAACUAGAAAUCAUGAGAGGGUGAUAAAAUAAUAUUUUAUUGUGUACCUAUUUUAGAAGUAGAAACUUUUAAUGUACGUAACGUAAGCAAAGCUAUAAAAAAGCGAGAGAAGAAAGACAUGAUCUAACGUUAAAUAUAAAAUUGCCAAUCUCUUGGCGAAUAACCUGGAGAAGACUGUUAGGAGAAGCCUCUUGAACGUUAGCUAAGAACGACGAAUAAACAAAAAUGGUUGCUUUGGCUUAAAAAUAACAUGGAAAAGAAAAAGAGAAGUCAAAUGGUUUGACAUUGAAUUUGAAAAGAAAAGAGGGACAAAAAGAAGAAGAAGAGAGUUUGAUAAUCUGAUUGUUUCAAGAGCAAAAAUAAAGAAGGUUGUAUACAAUAUAUAUAUAUAUAACCUUGCGGGCUCUUUUUCCUUUUUCUGUUUGGAUAGAAGGAAAGUAAGAUGGUGGUAUAUAAAAAGAGAGAGGCGGUUGAAGAAGUGGCAAUAUAUGGAGGAUUGAUAGGGGUGCAAUUUGUUUAUGCAGGCAACUCAAUUUUACUUGGUUAUCUUAUGUCCCUUGGCCUUAGCCCUUUCACCAUUGUUAUUUUCUUCACUUUUGCCACCUUCAUUAUUGUCUCUCCUUUUGCUCUUUAUUUCGAGAGGAGCAAUUGGCCUAAGCAAUUAACCCUGAAAUUAAUAAUUCAACUGCUUUUGAUCUCCUUUGGAGGCGUAACUCUCUUCCAAUCCCUAUUCCUCAAAGGAAUUAAUCUGACUUCACCAGCAGUGGCAACAGCCAUGCCAAAUCUUGCUCCAGGGCUUAUCUUUAUAAUUGCUUGGGCUUGCAGGUUAGAAAAAGUUGAUUUAAGUUGCCUAUACAGUAAAGUAAAGAUCGGUGGUACAUUGUUGUGUGUCUUAGGUGCCCUUACAAUGAGCCUAAUGCAUAGCUCUGUCUCACCGGAAAGCGCAAGAAUAUUCGCUGCCCCGACCAGUGAUUUCGUUUUCAAUAAAGAUAAGAUCAUCGGUUGCAUGUACCUCAUGGCUGCGGUCCUAGUUUUGUCGAGCAAUGUGGUAUUGCAGGCGACAACUUUGGGCGACUUCCCUGCUCCGAUGUCCUUGUGCGCGAUAACAUCAUUGAUCGGAGUGAUUAUAACGGCACUGGUUCAGUUGGUCGAAAAUCAUGUUUUCCAAUGGAGUUGGCCCCUAGUUGAUGUCAGGGAGCUACUUGGCUUUUCUCUGCUGGGAGGUGCUGUGGGUGGAGCAUGUCUAAGCUUCAAUGGAUGGGCAAUGAAGAAGAGGGGACCGGUUCUAGUCUCAAUGUUUAGCCCCAUUGGAACAGUGAUCACAGUCCUCCUCUCUUUUAUUACUUUAGGGGAGACCAUUUCAAUAGGAAGCCUUGCCGGAAUGUUACUCAUGUUCAGUGGUCUCUACAUCGUCUUAUGGGCUAAAGAAAAAGAAGAAGAUUGCUCCGAUGGGGAGGGCUCGGAAAGUGAGUUAGAGUCGGAGAAGCUUCUAUUAAGUUAAAAUUGCUAUCAUCUAGUAGGCCACCUUUAGCUUUUGGAAGUUUACUUGUGCUGAAAAACCAAUAAUUGAUGCAAAGUAGUAUAUAUAUAUAUGAAGUAUGAUUGAAGCUUUGAAUGGCAAUUAAUAAUAUAAAUGGUGCUAUAUUUUUCUACUGUGUUUUGCAGAAACAUGAUAAACCCGCAGGGCUGUAAAGUAGGUUGGGGAAGAGAAACUCAGGAGUUUCCACCAAUGUUAUUAGUUUUGUUUUGUUUAGAAA